This is a messenger RNA of Paramecium sonneborni, 3191 nucleotides long. Lineage: Eukaryota; Ciliophora; Oligohymenophorea; Peniculida; Parameciidae. The record is from the annotation of a GenBank genome assembly.
AUGUUUACUGUGAUAAACUCAAAGUUAGGACUAAGAAGAGGAGGGAUGUAAACAGUGACAGCAGCAUCGACUUCAGAAAUACGGAGAGUAAAUACAUGAGAAGUAUUAGUUAGUAAAGAUAAACAGAAUUUAGAAAGAAAAUAAAAGAAACAAGGACUAAUGAUUUUAGAAAGAGACCUUUAGGUUAAUUUGAAUUAUAUACAUUAAAUGAUAAAUUAGAGAAUUCAUCUGAUGAAGAUGAGUUUUAAAAAUAAAAGAAAUAGAUAGAACAAUUAGAACUACCAUUUGAAUCUUUAACUAGCACUCUUAGAACAACUAAGCCAGUAUUUAUAGAAAAGAAAAAUUAUAAGUAUAUUAAAUGAAUUAAAAUAAAGAUAAGCAAUUGUUCAAAAAGUGAAAUCUAAAAUAUAGAGUUUUUUAAAGACUAAAGAUAUUAAUAGAAAUGUGAUUUAAACUUAAAGUGAUACAUGGGUAUUUCAUGCAGAUGGUUAUGGUAAAUUAAUGUGGGAUACAUUUUGUAUGUUCUUAAUUUUUUAUGAAAUCUUAAGUAUUCCUUUUAAAUUAAGUUUUGAUGUAGAAAUUAAUGCAACAUUAGAUUAAAUAAUUGAUAUAAUGUUUAUGUCUGAUAUCAUAAUUACAUUUAAUACUAGUAUAUAUAGAAAAGGAAUACCAAUAUAUGGUAGAAAAUAAAUAGUACUUAAUUACAUAAAAUUAUGGUUUUGGAUUGAUUUGGCAGCAUCAUUUCCUUAUGAUGCUAUAAUAACUGCAUCAACAGGAGUUGGUGAAGAUGAAAGUGCUACAACUAUUCAAUCAUCUUAAAAUGCUACUAAAUAUACUUAAACACUUUCUUUGCUUAGAUUAGUUAGAUUUAUGAGAUUUAUAAAAAUCAUAAGAUUACUUAGAUUAGCUAAAUUAAAAGUAUUCUUUGAUAAAAUUGAAGAUGCUAUUUAAUUAAAUAUUAUGCUUUCUACAAUUGUAAGUUUUAUAAAACUUAGUGGAUUUGUAUUAUUUUGGUCUCAUUGGUUAGGAUGUAUAUUUCAUUAUAUUGCUGUUAAUGAAGAUAGUACUGAUAAUUGGCUCUACUUUUAUGGUAUAUAUGAUGAAGAUUGGUCUGUUAAAUAUAUUAAUUCUCUCUAUUGGGCUGUUACAACUAUGAAUACUGUUGGUUAUGGUGAUAUUUCUCCAAGAACCCCUUUAGAAAGAUUAUUUGGUAUAUUCUUUCUUAUGAUUGCUACUGUUGUCUUCUCAGUUACACUUAAUAGUAUUGGUUCAUCUCUUUAAGGAAUGGAAGAUAAAAAAGCAGAAAUACGUAAAAAAUCUAAUCAAAUUCUUAAAUAUAUGAAAAAAUUGUAAAUACCUGUACCAUUACAAAAUAAAGUUAAAAAAUAUCUCACUUACAUUUGGGAAUAAGAAGCUAUAUUUAAUCUUGAACAUAUUACUGAUAAUCUAUCUUAUGCUCUCAAAUUCGAAUUUGAAAUCUAAGUCAAUGGUACCAUACUUGGAUAUUGCCCUCCUUUAAGAAUCAACUUUUAAAAAACAUUUCUUAAAUAAGUUACUAAAACUUUUAAAUAAUAUACUGCUUUACCUGAAGAAAUUAUAUUCUAUGAAAAUGAAACUAUUGCUACUGAAAAACAUCUCUAUUUUAUUUAAAGUGGAAAUAUUGAAAUCAUAUUAUAAAGAAAUAAUCAAAAACUCAAUAAAUUAGAAUAAAAAGAUUAUUUUGGUGAAAUUGGAUUCUUUACUGGACUAUCUAGAACUACUUCAGCAAGAAGUGUUAAUUAUUCAUCCUUAGUUUAUAUUGAUAAAUCUUUAUUUACUUAACUAUUAAGAUCAAAUUAAAUUGAUUUAGUAAUCUUAUUUGUUUUAUUUCUAGGAAAAAUUUCAUUAUAUAAAAGAUGAAAUCAUUUUUAAUAAAGGUUAUCAUCAUAUUAAUGUAUUUUGUUAUGGUUGUCUUAGAGAUGAUCACACUGUUAUUGAUUGUCCAGAUAUGCAUUUUGUAGUUGAAUAAUAACAAUAUUGUUAAUUUAAAACUAAUUUUUAAAAGAAAAUGUAAAGUCUUUUUGAAAGAAAGGACAGAAUUUAUAUUCACGCACUUCGUCAUAAAAAUAUUGUCAAAUUUGUAAUAAUUUAUUUUUUCUAUUUUUAAAGACUGUUACUCAGAUUUCUUCCCAUGCUUAAAAACUUAUGGCAUAAUAUGAUGAAUGCAAUUUAAUUGAAGAUAAUGAAAAUGGAUAACUUUUUGAAGAAAAAAUUGAAUUCUAAUAAAAACUUGCUAAACCACCCAGAUUCGGUCCUUUUAGAUCAAGAUUUAGAGAAGAUAAAGCUAAAUAUCGAAAAAUGAAAUAAUAUAUAAAUGAUUAAGAAAUUAAGAUAAAAUCUUUAAAAGCUUAAUAAAUGAUUAGUCAAGAAGUUUUGAAAAGUAUAAUACAAUUUCACUCUUAGAAUUUAGUAUUUUGAUCCAUUAAAAAACAUUCAAUUAAGAUGAGUAAAUUAUUAAAUCAGAAUUUCCACAAACAAAAUCUAUGGCUACAUCAAUGAAAGUAAUUUCAAAAUUUAAAGAAGAAGAAGAAGAUGACGAUGAUGAUGAUUAAUAAUUUUCAGAUUAUUAAACUGUAUCAUCAUCUGAUUUUGAUGAAGAAGGAGAAGAUAUAUAGGCUGAAAAAUUAACAUAUAAAGAGAUUUAGACUUAAAAUGAAAUUUUAGAUUAACUUUUAAAUGCUUACAAUUAAUAAUAGAGAGAAAAAGAAUAAAGAGAACAAUAAAAUAAGGUUUACUCAUUUUAAUUUUAUGAUAGUUAGAAUCUUAAUUUAUUUUGAUAAAUAACUUUGAAGUUGGUGCUGAUUUUCAUAGUUAUUAUCCUAAAUAUAAUAAAGAAUAAAUGAUCUAUGAAUAUAAUAAAAUAAAAGAUAAUCAGAGAUUUCGCCCUAAUUUAGUGUAAUUUUAUGAGUAUUUUGUUCUAUAUUAUUAGAAAUGAUUUUUAUCAUGAAUUAGGAUAAACUUAUAUAUUUGAUCAUGGAAGUGAAGCCCUUAUAGAUAGUCGUUUUAAAACAAUGUUAAAACAUGAUAGAUCUAGUAGUAAAAAAUUAACUAGGGUUGUUAAAUAAUCUAUGGGAUUAAUAAAGAUGCCUGAAUAAUUAAGUUAAUAUUAAUCAAAUAAUUUAAUUAAAUUUAGUGACAAAGAGAUUUAAUGA